AUGAAGUUCUCUUUCGGAAUCGCAGCCGUUCUGCUAGGCGCUUCGUCAGUUGUCGUUGCUGCACCUACUGAGCACCAGUCUGCUAGUGGUCUCGUGGUGGACCUCAACGACAAGGCUCUGUCCGCACUCAAGAACUCCGAGGCGAAGCUCACGGAGCGAUCUGGAACAAAGAAAUGCACAACCACCAAUGCCAAGGUGCGCCGUGACUGGAAAGCACUUUCCAAGAAGGAGAGAAAGGCCUAUAUCGAUGCUGUUCUUUGCCUUCGUGAGAAACCCUCCAAGGCUGAUCCAUCCUUUGCGCCUGGUGCCCGUACUAGAUAUGAUGACUUUGUGGCGGUUCAUAUCAACCAGACUUCCAGCAUCCACGCAACUGGAAACUUCUUCACGUGGCAUCGAUAUUUCGUGUAUGCCUAUGAGAAGGCCCUUCGCGAUGAGUGCGGUUUCAAGGGCACGCAACCUUACUGGAACUGGUUCGAGACUGGCAAUGUCAGCACCAACCCUCUUUUCGAUGGCUCCGAGACCAGCAUGGGUGGUGAUGGCAAGUAUUUCAAGCAUAACGGCACCAAGUCCUCCAACCCUGCGGGAGACAUUGUCCUACCAAGCGGCGAAGGCGGUGGGUGCAUCGAAUCUGGGCCCUUUGUCGGAGCCGUAGCCAACCUUGGACCGCCGGCACCCGGCAUGUCCGGCAUGAUUCCGUCUAAAACUCCCCUCGGAUACAACCCUCGCUGCCUUCGUCGCGAUCUGAACCAGUACCCUAUCGACAACUGGAUGACGCUACCCAACCUGUACAAUGUCACCGUUGGAGAGGCUUCGCGUAGCAUCAAGGAUAUGCAGACUGAGUUCCAGGGACGUUUUGGCGAUGGUUUCCUGGGUGUUCAUGCGGCUGGCCACUUUGUCAUGGGUGGUGACUCGUCUGACUUUUAUUCUUCCCCGAAUGAGCCUGUUUUCUGGCUGCACCACGCCAUGGUCGACCGUAUCUAUUGGAUCUGGCAAGCUCUGCAUCCUAAGCAGGCGAGGGAUAUCUCUGGUACUCUGACCAUCGAAAACAGACCUCCUAGCAGAGAUGCCCUCAAGUCUGAUCCACUAGAUGUAGGAGUUAAUGCCGAGUCAAUCACUAUUGAUGAAGCGCUUGAUACUCUUAGCAGCUCGCCUUUUUGCUACAUUUACGAAUAG
Molecule: messenger RNA, 1173 nt
Organism: Fusarium pseudograminearum CS3096
Lineage: Eukaryota; Fungi; Ascomycota; Sordariomycetes; Hypocreales; Nectriaceae
Exons: 4
Coding region: 1-1173 (390 amino acids)
Molecular function (GO): oxidoreductase activity
Source: RefSeq, a predicted model, not a curated record